AUGCAAUUGGUACCAAGUAAUAUAGUACAAGUAAAAGAUGACAAAGCACUUAAGGCCGCAAUAGAAAACAUGUCUGCAAUCAUCAAUGAGCAAACCUUAUUUAAACAUUUACCGAUGGAUACCAUUCAAUCCGAACUUAACAUUUGGUAUUCAAUGUGGUGCAGGCACAAAUUAGAAGGUAAAGAUAUACAUAAAAAUGUUUUGGAAUCUCUAUCUGAAUGUGAUAAAACAGUAUUUCCUACUAUUCAAACAAUUUUUGCAAUUAUAUGUACAUUGCCCAUCAGUGUAGCAUCAGCUGAACGUAGCUUUUCGACUCUAAAAAGAGUUAAAACAUGGUUAAGAUCUAGAAUGGGAAAUAAUAGACUUAGUGGUUUGGUGCUUCUGCAUGUUCAUAGAGAUAUAAAAGUAAACACAGAUGCUAUUAUUGAAAGAUUUGCCUAG
This is a messenger RNA of Macrosiphum euphorbiae (potato aphid), 441 nucleotides long. The record is from the annotation of a GenBank genome assembly. Lineage: Eukaryota; Metazoa; Arthropoda; Insecta; Hemiptera; Aphididae.